This is a messenger RNA of Melampsora larici-populina 98AG31, 471 nucleotides long. RefSeq lists its product as uncharacterized. The transcript has 3 exons. The record is from RefSeq and is a predicted model, not a curated record. NCBI's taxonomy places the organism in Eukaryota, Fungi, Basidiomycota, Pucciniomycetes, Pucciniales, Melampsoraceae. Bases 76 to 267 code for a protein of 63 amino acids.
GGCGACUUCAAGUGCGCCAGGGCGGCACUAAAGGGAGUUUGUUCGGAUGAUCAAUUCACUGAGGCUACUGACCACAUGCCAGCCACGGGAUAUUCCCGAAAAGCAGUCAUCACCUCCGCGGAGGGUGCCCCCUUCGUCACGUACACCUGCGAUGAAGGCUGUGACAGCACUUCAAGAAUGCCUGUAAGACAUUGCUGUCGAAUCGUCCAGACGGAUAUUCAGUUUACCGGCUGUGAGGGACCUAUUCCGAUUGUCAACGGCGCCUGAUGCUUUUCUCUUAAGUUUUAAAGCUCGAUCUCAAACAUCAUGGCUCGAAUUUGAACACCUAAACAGCCUCAUCAGAUCUCUGACAUGUAGACAUGUUAAGCCAUGAUUCGGAAUGUUGAUUAUAGUUGUGAUGCAUGCCUUUAUAUGUACUUCCUUACUGCGUGUUCUAAUUUCAUAUACGAGCACAUGCUAUCUGUCUCUUUG